GAUAGAUACACAAGUGACCCAUUUAUUUUCUUUCCUCCUUUUUAAAAUUUUUUAAUACACACACUCUUUUUCUAACUUAACUUUAAAUUUCAUUUGUAAAAUAAAUUGACUUACUUUUAGUUCAUCUUUUUGACAAAAAAAAAAAAAAGAGAAGGUAUUAAACCACCGGCUGAAAUUUGGGGAGAGGAAAUUAAGUCAUUAUUAAUGUGUUUAUUAUGGUUUUCUGAGAAACAAAAGAAUUAAUGUCUAGAUGGUCGUAGUAAUUUCGAUUAGGAAGCAAUAAAGGAUGCUUUUUACUUUUUUUUAGAUGUCACUAACGGCGUCAACACGUCGUGAGCACACGUCUGCUUUUUUAUUGGUUUUGAAAAGAUAACGGUGUUUGUGGAAAGAGAGCGUCAAUGGGAAAGGUGUUGUGUUUUUAUCGGGAAGUGGCUUUGUCGUGCUGUGAACAGGCAGGUCUGUGUGGACGUAGAGAGUAUUGAAUAGCUACGUGGCGCCAUAAAAUUUUGCGCAUUUUAGCACUCUUUUGAUUUUCUGUGUGUCAUUUUCCAACCUCUUUCGGCUAUCCUGCGCUUUCACGAAUUUUCGUCUCGUGAAUCUCUUGUACUUAAAUUACCAUGUUUUUCUUUUUAUGGAAAAACAAAGACGUUUCAUAAUUGUAUUAAAAAAAGACGAUUGCUAUGUCACAAAUUACGUCUAGUAUAAUUCAUUCACGAUUCAUCCAUAUUAUGCGUAUGCAUGUUUAAUUUUGUCCGUAAUCCAUCAGAAAAGUCCAUCAUAAUUUGAUUUUUGAACAUGGGAGAUAUUUUACUAAUAGUUAUAUUGUUUAACUUGUUUAUGAAGGUUUUUUUUUGUAACUAAAAAGUAAAAAACGAACGCUCAGGCGUAUAUACAUAUUUGUUUAUAAAGUUAGUUCUAAUCGUAUGUGAUGUUCCGAUAUACUAUACUGUUUCUCUUUUCAUGGGAUACGUUUUUAUGCUCCUUGAUCGAAAUAUGUCACCGCCGUAAAAUGCACCAAUAGAUACACAAAUAAUUGUCUACAUUCUAGUAAUAUGUUAUGGACUUAUGAUUAACGAGACAAGUCACGCAACUAUAAACCAUAAUCUUUCGCCUCUAACACCACGUAAACCAUGAAUAGUCAAGACAUUGGAACUGACAAAAGAAACACAUACUCCUAUAUAAAUAUAUAAUUGACGACUGAAAAUAAAUAAAAAUAUAGAGGAUAAAGAAGUUAUUAAAACAAUGUUUUAAGGAAGGGUUACACACAAAAAAAAAAGAAAAAAAAAGAAGGGUUCCACACAAGAAUGCAAGAUCAUGUCGAGAAAGAUGGGUAUAAAUCGAAUAUCUAGAUCGGGAGUUUUAAAGCUACUUGUGUUAUGAUUUAUUUCGUUCAAAUAAUUAAUUAUCCAAUUUAAUUCAAUCUAUAGCUAUGAAAUAUUCCAAAAAAAUUAUAUUUUUUAACCAAACAUUAGAACCGUACAAAUUAAAAGAUAAAAAAAAUCAAAAAUAUUAUAAAAUAAUAAUAUAUUUGUUAUGAAAAUAAAAAAUAAAAAAUUUAAUACCUAGAUAAUUAGUGAAUAAAUAAAAUAUGUAAACAUAUAUAAAAUAUAAUAAUUAUAUAAUCAUAUAAUUCAUUAAAAUCAUAUUCUAAAAAUAUUAGUAUUUAUAAUUAACUUUAUUUUUUAUAAAUAUUAUAUAUAUAUAUAUAUAUAUAUUGGUUUGUUUCGUAAAAUUAGAAUAUUCAAAAUUUUCAGUCCAACUUAAAAUAGAUAAUGAAUUAAAUUAAUAUUUACAGAUAUUUUAUAGAGUCUUGGUCUUAUGGGAUAGGAGACCAUAUGAUAAACCAGAAAUUGGGAGGAGAAAAUUCACGUGUUGGCAACGCACUUGAGAGAAGUGGGACCCACAAGUACUGUGCAGCAUUUGUGUGUGGUCUUAAAGCAACCAUAGUAGGAAUCUUUGUCCGUUAAAAAGAAAAACUCUUUUCUUUUCUUUUCUUUAGUUUAUGUAGUACUUUGUUAAUCCGUAUCUUAAACUAUGUGGAGUCUUUAAGCGUAUGUCUAUCAACAUAUAAAUAAAUAUUUAUUUGGUGUCCUGAAAGCCUUCGAAUUUUAUACCUUGUCAAUUUUAUAAUCAAACACAAAAAGUAGACAC
Messenger RNA from Brassica rapa (field mustard), 2151 nucleotides. RefSeq lists its product as uncharacterized. NCBI's taxonomy places the organism in Eukaryota, Viridiplantae, Streptophyta, Magnoliopsida, Brassicales, Brassicaceae. The record is from RefSeq and is a predicted model, not a curated record.